ACACACACGCACACACCCUCAUCCACACACACACCCAGGACAGCAGCCUCCGCCAGAGCAGGAUACACUACAGCUGCCUCCCGACUGCCUGGACCGACCGAUCGUUGUGACGCCCCGCGCCCCUUCCUCAGCAUGAGAACCUUCCUCAUCCUCCUCCUCCUCGCCGCCUCUCUCUGCCUCUCCAGCGCCCAGCAUCAGGCGCUGAUGGACUACCUGGAGCAGAGACUGUUGGCCAUCGAGGACCGCAUCUCUGUGUGGCACGAGCAGACCAGCCGCUACGCCACGGAGCUGCGGGAGUUCAAGCAGCAGAUGGCGGCCCUGACAGAGAGCCUGGAGAAGGGCCGGGAGGCCCUGCGCACCGAGCUGGACGCGGUGGGCACCCGUGUGGACCGGGUGGAGCGGGAGAUGGACUACCUGGAGACCCAGAACCCGGCGCCGCCCUGUGUGGAGACGGACGACAAGGUGGUGGAGCAGGAGGUGACCUCUGUGAAGGAGAAGAGCAAGGCCAAAUAUGCCAAGCUCUCGGAUUGCAAAGACAUGGUCUCCAGCAUCAAAGCCAUGAAAAUCGUGAAGAGGAUGGGCGGCCCUAAGGGCAUGUGGACCAAGGACACCGUGAAUAGGUCGACGAAGGUGUACAUCUUCAACGGCACGGCCGAGGGCACCCUGUACGAGUUCGCCUCCGUGCGAGAGCUGGCGGCCUCGGCCGACAUGUCCAGCGGCAGGUCCAUCGAGCUGCCCUUCCUGUGGAGCGGCACGGGCCACGCCAUCUACAACGGGUACGCCUACUAUGUGAAGGAGGGCAAGGAGUUCCAGCUCAUCAAGUACGACCUGCAGAACAGCUCGGUGGCGGACAGCGCCGUGUUCCCGGCGGAGGCCCAGGUGCCUGUCUACACCCUCAGCCCCGAGACCUACAUCGACCUGGCGGCCGACGAGGAGGGGCUGUGGGCGCUGUACGCCACGAAAGACAACGAGCGCAACAUCUGCCUGGCCAAGAUGGACCCGGACACACUGGACAUGGAGGACAUGUGGGACACUCCCUGCCCCCGGGAGAACGCUGAGGCCGCCUUCAUCAUCUGCGGCACUGUCUACGUGGUGUACAACACCAAGCUGCCCAGCCGCUCACGUGUGCAGUGCAUCUUCGACAUCAACGACAUGGUAACCAGUGAAGAGGCCCCCCUGCUGUACUUCCCUAGACGGUAUAGCACCCAUUCCAGCCUCAAGUACAACCCCCUGGAGAAGCUCAUAUAUGCCUGGGACGAUGGCUACCAGAUCCUCUACAAGAUGGCCAUGAAGCAAAAGCCGGUGGUGUGAGCGCCCCCUAGUGUCCUGUGACAUAACAAACCACUUUUUAUCCUUAACUG
This is a messenger RNA of Megalops cyprinoides (Indo-Pacific tarpon), 1361 nucleotides long. RefSeq names its product olfactomedin-like 3a (gene olfml3a). The coding region runs from base 133 to 1311 and encodes 392 amino acids. The record is from RefSeq and is a predicted model, not a curated record. Gene Ontology annotation, biological process: signal transduction. The transcript is spliced from 3 exons. NCBI's taxonomy places the organism in Eukaryota, Metazoa, Chordata, Actinopteri, Elopiformes, Megalopidae.